AUGUCCAAAAUACUUGCUGGUCAAGUCGUUGUAGUCAGCGGCAGCUUCAGGUCAUAUAACCACGAAGCGAUCAAAUACAUCGUUGAACAGCUAGGCGGAAGCUUCAGCGCAACAGUGACCGAUGCGUGUACACAUCUCAUCACUUCCAAGGCUGCCCAUCCGGCCGGCACAAAGAACCAGCAGGCUAUUGCGCUAGGGAACGAUAUUAAGAUCGUCUCUCUCGAUUGGUUGACUGAGUCGCGUGAUAAGCAGCAGCAUGUAGACGAGGCGCCGUAUUCGCUUGCUUUGCCGACUCCGGGGAAGCCCUCGGUGGACGGUACCGGUCCUCGAAGAUCGGGCAGGACUACUCAGUCCCAGUCCCAGUCUCAGUCCCAGUCCCAGCCUCAGCCUCAAUCGCAGCCCCAAUCGCAGGCUCAGUCUCAACCCAAGUCACAACCUGCAAAGGCCAAUGGAAAGACCAAGAAGGCGCCUAAGAAUAAGAAAGAUGAUGAAGAUGAAGAUGAUAGCGCUGAUCAGCCGCCUGCGAAGAAGCAGAAAGCUGACCCUGCAGAUACCAAGCCUAAGGCGAAAGCAAAAGCUACCAAAGACGCCAAAGAUACAAAGGAUGCAAAAGAUAAGAAGGAUACCAAGGAUACGAAAGCUACCAAAGCUACCAAGGCCACCAAGGCCACCAAAGCUGAUGAUAAGCCUACUCUGAAUGUUCCAGUCGACGAUCUUGUUCCAAACAAAGAUUCGUACAGUGUAUGGCAGGAAGGAAGUGUUGUCUUUGACGCUGCACUGAACAGAACUGAUUCAGGCGCCAACAAUAACAAAUUUUACAUCAUCCAGCUUCUCGAAGGACCAACAUCCGGAGAGUUCUCUACAUGGACCCGAUGGGGUAGAGUCGGAGAGAAUGGGCAGACUGCUCACUUGAAAGCUUCGAGCUUCGACCAGGCUAUGGGCAUUUAUGAGAAGAAGUUCAAAGACAAGAGUGGUCUCAGCUGGGCCAAGAGAAAUGAUCCCCCCAGAAACGGCAAAUACGCUUACCUAGAACGAUCAUAUGAAGAUGAAUCGGACAAGAAGCCGAAAAAGGACAAGGCCAAAGAUGACAAGCCAAAGAAGGAAAUCAAGAGGGCAGAGUGUACUUUGGUAAAGCCCGUACGGGACCUCGUUGCAUUGAUCUUCAAUCAGUCUCUCCUAAACGCCGCUAUGGAGGACAUGUCAUACGACGCAAAGAAGCUGCCGCUGGGAAACCUUAGCAAGAAGACUCUUCUUCAAGGUUUUGAGAUCCUAAAACAGUUGGAUGCAUUAGUGCAUGAUCCCACAAAAGCAGCACAGUCUCCUCUCGGAAUCAACACCCUCAGUGACCAAUAUUUCACUAUUAUUCCUCACGCUUUCGGCAGGAAUCGACCACCAGUGCUGAGAUCACCACAGCAGAUCAAGAAGGAAGUCGAGUUACUAGAAGCUUUGACUGAUAUGGAAAUCAGUAGCAAGAUUAUGAGUGCUUCUGAAGAAGAGGACGACAACCCCGUUCAUAUUCUUGACAGACAGUUCGCGGGUCUUAAUCUUAAUGAAAUGACUCCUCUUGCCCAUAACUCUACCGAGUUCACUGAGUUGGAGACUUAUCUUAUUCAAUCUCGUGGCGCUACACACAGAGUUAAAUACAAUCUCCGCAACAUUUUCCGAAUUGAACGUCAGGGAGAAAAUGAACGCUAUGAAAAGUCCGCUUACGCCAACAUACCAAACAGCUGCCGUCGUCUGCUCUGGCACGGUUCCCGUACCACCAACUACGGUGGUAUCCUCAGCCAGGGUCUCCGAAUUGCUCCACCUGAAGCUCCUGUUACCGGAUACAUGUUCGGAAAGGGUGUCUACUUCGCUGAUGUGUCGAGCAAAUCAGCCAACUACUGUUACCAUAACCUCAGCAACAAUACUGGUUUACUUAUGCUCUGCGACGUUGAAGUUGGUAACCCUAUGCUUGAACUGGCUAAUUCCGACUACAAUGCUGGCGAUUUAGCCCAGAAGUCCAAUAAGCUGGCUACUUUGGGUCUUGGACAAGCCAUCCCUAGCGGGUGGAAAGACGCCGGUUGUGUUCACAAGGACCUCGCUGGUGUCUUGAUGCCGGACUGCUCUAACCCGCUGGGCAGGAAUAACGAUAAUGGUGUAUGGCUUCAGUACAACGAGUAUAUCGUGUACGACGUGGCACAGAUACGCAUCAAGUAUCUGCUUGAAGUUGGAAUGUGA
Molecule: messenger RNA, 2220 nt
Organism: Nannizzia gypsea CBS 118893
Lineage: Eukaryota; Fungi; Ascomycota; Eurotiomycetes; Onygenales; Arthrodermataceae
Product: polymerase 2 ADP-ribosyltransferase 2
Exons: 6
Coding region: 1-2220 (739 amino acids)
Molecular function (GO): NAD+ poly-ADP-ribosyltransferase activity
Source: RefSeq, a predicted model, not a curated record